AUGUACCCGAACUUGCUAGGGUCGCCGUUUUACCACCACCAUCAUCACCACCACCACCAUCACCACCACCACCAGAGCAUGUUGAAGAGCUCGCCGUUCCUGAUGGACAACCUGCUGUCGAGCAAGGGUGACGGCAAGUGCCCGCACGGCCGCUACCCGUCGGUCGCCAACGACGCCGCCUACAGCCCGCCGGAACUGGACGACGCGCGCCUUGAGACGCCGCCCCCGCCACCCCCGACGUCCGUGUCCGCCCCCAGCCUCAUCUCCGCCUCCGACACCACGCCGUCGCCCAAGCCGAUCCUCAAGUUCAGCGUCAGCGCCAUACUGGGAGACGCCACACCGCCGCCGUGCACAGUGUGUGUUGAUGUAAAUACGAUGGACCUGGAGCGCACGGUCCAAGGCCGCUUUCAUUCUGACGGGCUGACGGUGCGAACUGAUCUCUAA
Schistocerca nitens (vagrant locust) is the source of this 444-nucleotide messenger RNA. RefSeq names its product heart- and neural crest derivatives-expressed protein 1-like. Lineage: Eukaryota; Metazoa; Arthropoda; Insecta; Orthoptera; Acrididae. The record is from RefSeq and is a predicted model, not a curated record. Bases 1 to 444 code for a protein of 147 amino acids. The transcript is spliced from 3 exons.